Coccidioides immitis RS is the source of this 183-nucleotide messenger RNA. RefSeq lists its product as uncharacterized. The transcript is spliced from 2 exons. NCBI's taxonomy places the organism in Eukaryota, Fungi, Ascomycota, Eurotiomycetes, Onygenales, Onygenaceae. The record is from RefSeq and is a predicted model, not a curated record. Bases 1 to 183 code for a protein of 60 amino acids.
AUGGCUUCGAACCCAGGUCAGGACAGGGGUGGAGGAGAGAGUGUUGUAGGAUGUCGAACCGAGACAAGGAGACCUGUCAGGGAUCGUGAAGUCGGGGGAACGGGCGCAAGAUUCCGCUCGGUGAUGGCAGGGCAAGGAAGACAAGGUCGCGCAACUAUUAAUGUGGGACAGGUUGCUGGCUAA